AUGAGUCGUAAGAGGAAUUUAAACAAUCUACAUAGCGACAUAGAGGAAGUGGAAGAUGUAGAACAUGGUGACUUUAUUGGAAUUAAGAGCAAGAAUUUGAAGAAUAUAAUAUCUUUCACAAAUAUUGAACAAAAAGACCUAAAGUUAGGGACUUUAUUAUUUGGAGUUAUUGACGAUGUUACCGAAAAAGAACUUAGAAUUUCAUUUCCAGGCUCUAACACUGCAAUAUUGUCUGUAGAAAAUACUUUGGAGGAAUCAGAAGCAAUUUCAUUUGAGUUAUUAGAAAAUUUGAGAAAGAAGUCACUUAAAGAUAGGUUUUCAGUGGGUCAAUUUGUAAAUGGAGCUGUAAUCUCCAAUAAUAAGAUAAAGAAUAAUGUCACUUUAAAGCCUUCAAUAUUGAAUGCAGGAUUAAACUCUAAUUCAAAAUGUCUGGAUGUUUUUGGAUAUGUAAUUUCAGCACUAAUUAUUUCAAAAGAAAACCAUGGAUUCAACCUUUAUACAGGUAUCCAGGGCCUUAAGACUGUCUUCAUGAAGGUGGAAGAGUCUCGUAGUAAAGAUUACCAACUUGGUCAAAUUCUUCCAGUUAAUGUAAAUAAGUACUUUAAAGAAAAGUCCUUAUUAGUUUGCACUCCUAUUUACGAAGAGACCAACGACUCUAAAAUUGGUAAAAAAGAAAUCUUAAGUGUUCAUGAAGUAAAACCAGGUCUGAUAGUGGAAUGUCUAAUUCAUGCUUAUGGUAAUGAUAACCAAAAAGAAAAGAGAAGUUAUAUGCAAAGUCCUAAUAAGAAGAAAAAAAUCUCUGAUAAGAUUGGAGUUCAACCAAACACUAAAGUCUUACAAUUAAAGAAAAUUGACAGACAAUAUAUUAAUGACCAAGAAUUCGAAUCAAUUCAGGAUUAUCUUCAGGAUGAUCACUCUCUCCAAGUUAGUUUUUGUAUGGGAACUAUGUUGGGAUUAAUUCCAAAUGAGCAUUCUAUUCACCCAUUAUCUUGUUUUUAUCCUCAACAUUUUGAGUCUUCAUUGAAUCCUCAAGUUAUCAGAAAGUCCCCUAAAUCAAUGUUUCUUACUGCCAGAAUUAUAGCAGUUUUAUCUGGAACAGAAAACAAAAUUAUUUUAUCAGCUCUUCCUCAUAAUAUUAAUUUAACUAAAGGCGAUCAAAAGGCUCUUAAUGAAAUUCCCAUUGGAUCGGUUAUAUCACCUUCUGUUCUUCAAAAUAAAGACACAGCACCUCUAAUAAACUCUCUAUCAGGAAUUACAUUAUUCAAUUCUCAAAAUCAAAAGAAAAGUCCAAGUAAAAUCUCCUUUUUGGCUAGAAUUGCUGAUAAUUGGGUCUCUUUUUUCACCAAUCAAUUUACAAAAGACUACGAGAAACUUGACCAAACUAUCAAAACACAACCAUUUAGAGUUAUUUCUCGCUCUAGAUUGGAAAACUCCCUCUUUGUUUCAUUUGAUCAGGAUCUAGUACAAGAAAAAUACUUUUUAUCAUCUGAUGUCCUUCCUGGACAAAUUGUUAAAGCCACUGUUACAGAAAUUCAUAAUUGGGGAAUAUCAAUCAGACUUUCAAAAUACUUCUCUGGUAGGAUCUAUGCAGAACAUCUCUUCAAUAGUACUAGCUCAGGAUCAGUAUUAGGUAUUAAAUCAAGCUUUAAUAGUUCUAAGAGUAUGUCCAAGGAACAGAUGAAUUAUGUAAAAAAACACUAUCAAAUUGGGAGAAGUUACCAAUUCAAGGUUUUGAGAUAUGAGUACAGUGACAAUAGUUGGAACCCUCUACUUUUACUUACUGCAAAACAUCUAUUAAUAAACGACCAAUUACCUUUGGUGAGAUCUAUUGAUGAGUCUCUUAAAGUUGGACAAAAGAUCACCGGAUACAUAAGCAGAAUAUGUCUUGAUAGUACUCAAAAAUAUAACUCUGACUCAAAUUUAAAUUCUUUUGGAAAUAAUGAUUAUAUUAUUAUCAGAUUCUAUGGAGAAGCAUAUGGAUCUAUUUCUUACAAGGAGUACCUUGAAUAUCAUGAAUUUGAUAAUAUUGAAGGUAUUUCAAAGAAGCCAAGUAUUGGAGAAAUUGUUACUGUUCAAAUUAAGAGUAUCGAUCUAACCAAUAAAUCCCUAAAAUUGACUCUUAGAGCAGAAAAUGACAAUACAGAGAACCCUAUAAUGAACUCCAACACCCCUUUAAAUAGACAAUUCCUUCCACAAUUAAAGAAUUGUAAAUACAACUUUUAUGAAAAGCUUUUUGAUCAGAAAAAUAAUAACAGUAAGGGAUUUACUUUAUUAGCAGUAACAACUCAGGGAUUGUUAUUCUCACAAUCCUUAAAUGAUUUAUUAUACGUCUCCAAGUUUUCAAUAUCAGAUAGUAAAGAAAACUCUGAGAAAAUUUAUAACCUAUUAAAAGAGGUAUAUCAUAACUCUGAGUCUGUCUCAGACCUCAAUUCUAAGAUUUCUAACCUUAACCUCUCUCCACAAACUCUUUCAGACUCUGUCUCAAGACAGACUUUGGAAAUGGACUUGGUUGGGAACUCUGGAUCCAAUACUAAAUUUGAGAGUACUUCUGUUACUUUGAAUUUGAAUGUUAAAAUUGCAUAUUUGAAACACUCCAUUCUGAAUAGAGAAGUAUUCAUCAAAAAUUUCAAGAAUCUAUCAAACAACACAUUGUGUUUGGGUUAUAUUAAUCAUAUUGAUCAUUAUGGAUUACUGGUCUCCAUAUUGUGUUCAGAACCUCUGACUGGUAUUGUCCCAAGGCAUUUAAUUAGCUCAAAAGUUUUCUUUGAUGGUAAGGAACAAUUAAUGAGACACUUUUCUAUUGGAGAGACUUUACUUCUCAAAGUUGUAAAACUCGAUGAAAUCAACAAAAAAGUAACUUUAAGUCUGAAAGAUCUGGAAGAUGGGACAGCUUUUAUUAGAAAGCCUUCCGUUACAAAGAUCAUUAUUAAAGAGAGACUCACAGGUUUAGAAGAAGAUGAUCAGGUAAUCCAAAAUUUACUGAAUAAGUCCCUUGGACUUAAAAAAGAGAAAAACCUAUUUUCAGGUAGUUCUAGUUUAAUUGGGAAAGUCUUAAAACUAAAGAUUCAGAACAUAUCUGAAAGUGACGAAGUUUAUAUGGGUAUAUUUGAUUUGGAUAAGGUCAAAAAGAACAUAUACUUUAAGCUUGUAUCUAGAGAAAAAGACAAAGGUUUUAGCAAAAAGUUAACUAAAGGGGAAUUUGUAAAUGGUUUAGUUCUUGGUGGGGGAUAUUUAUCACCAAACAAGUAUAAGAACUAUACGGAAACUUCUUCUGACACUAACUAUGUGUAUUACAUAUGCUGUGAAGAUCAAAUAGUUUCUAGUUUUAGUGGAGUACUAGAAGAGAGAAAAAAGACGGAAAGUAUAAAGUUUAACAAAAAAUACACCAAGUUUUUGAAAACUAUUGUUGAUGAGACAAGAUCAGUUAAGGUUAAUAAUGAUCAAGAUAUUAUUUAUAAGACAGAAUUAUUUACUAUAUCUAUAUUAAUGAUUGAGGAUGGGGAUAAUGUAAAGUUACCCGUGGUAGUUUUGUCUCCAAACAGAUCUGAGGAAGAAAAUGGAAUUUCCAAAGACUUAAGUUGUAUUAUAUUGGGUCAUACUAGUAAUUUACCAAUACUUUUGGGAGCCUUAUAUUUAAAUAAAGAGUCAAAUUUUAGUCCAAAGGAUGGUAGUAAGAAAGAAAUUGGUUUAUUAGUUAAUGAGAAAGUCCAAUGUAAGAUUGUGGAACAUAUGAAAUCUUACCAAGGUUUAAUUGUACAAUUACCUAACAAAAGUUUUGGGAGGAUUUCAGUAUUGGAGUUGGAUGAUAACAAAAUUGACAAUCCUUUAGAACUCGAAAAGUUUAAGGUUGGUAAUAAAAUUCAGGGAAUUAUCAUUGAUAAGCUGACAAACAAAAGCAAAAAAAGCAGAAGGGUAAACUUAGUAGGUGGAAAAUCUUCUAAGCUUAAGUACGUUAUACUAGACUUUGAGAUCUCAAGCUGUAUUUCAAGAAUUAGAGAUAUUCAAGAUGAGAAUGACCAACUAAAAGAAAUUAAGAAAUUCUCCCAGGUUAAGAUUGGUUCCAUUUUGAGUGGUUAUGUAUGUAAUAGUGGAAAAGAGGGAGUUUUUGUUCGUAUUGGAAGGGAAUUGGUUGGAAGGAUUAAACUUAGAGAGCUAACGUCAGGAACUAUUACUCCAGAAGAAGCAUCCAAAAAGUUCUUUAUUGGAAAAUUCAUUCAUCAAAUGAUUGUAGUUAAUAUAAAUAAAGAGGAAAAAAAGAUAGAUUUAAGCAUUUCCAAGUUGGAUUCGGAUGAUAUAAAACUUAGAUUAUCUCAAAUAAAUGAUAAUGUUGAAACAGAAGAAGGGGAAGAAACUGAAGAAGAUGAAGUAAAAGAAGAUUUGAAUAUGGAUGUAAAUAUGGAAAUAGACGAAGAGGAGGAUCUUGGUACUGGGAAAAAAGUGCUUCCAUCUUUGGGAAAUAUUAAUGAGAAGUUAUCAUUUGAAGAUUUAUAUAUUGGGAGAGUUUUAGCAGGAGUAGUAAAGAAUGUUUCUAGAAAGUAUGGAUUAUUUAUAAGACUGAAUGAUUUGAAAGAUAACUUAACAGCUUUUUGUAAACUCUCAGAGUGUUUAGAUGGAAAAUCUAAUAAGAACAAAAUUUCCACAGUGUUUAAUAUUGGAGAUAAUGUUUUAUGUAAGGUACUUAAGUUAGAUUCUGAGAAUAGGAGAGUCUGGGUUGGGAUUAAGCCAAGCUAUUUCUCUGAUUUUAAGGGUGAGGAUAGUAGUCCAGUCUAUUUGGGAAAUAACCAUUAUGAGGAUAUUGAUACUGAUGAAACAAGAGAAGGGGAAGAAGAAAUUGAAAGAAGAGGGGAGAAAAAGGAGGAGAAGGAAGAGGAAAUGGAUGGAGAUGUAGAAAUGACUAUAGAAAUUAAUGAUGAAGGACUGGAGUACCGAGAAUCGGAUCAAAUAGAUUUUGAGGAUGUAUCAGGAGAAGAGAACUUUAGAGGGAAGAGUAAGAUUUCAGUGUUAGAAGAUUAUAAAGCUCAGGAAUCAGAGCCAAAGUUAGAAAUUAAGAACUUAAAUAGAAAGCAAAAAGUGCAGAAACAGCUAGAGCAGGAACACAAAAUUAGAGAUGAGGAGGAAAAAGGGAUGAGAUCACAUCUAAAUCCUUCAACUAUUGAUGAUUUUGAAAGGCUUCUAGUGACACACAAAGAUGUAUCUUCUCUUUGGAUCAGAUAUAUGUCUUAUUACUUGGAUUUAGGGGACUUAGAUAAGGCUCGAAUGGUUGCAGAAAGGUCAUUAAAACAGAUUUCAGUUAAGGAAGAGAUGGAGAGGUGGAAUAUUUGGAUUGCUUAUAUUAACAUGGAGAUAGUUUAUGGUAAAAAUGAAUUAUCUGCAAGUAAAGGGGAAAAUAAUAGUUCUUCUUUAGGAAAAGAUGGAAUUCCAAAGAAUGUAAGAGAAAUCUUGGAUCGUGCAUUGAUGAAUGUAACAAAUCAGAAAAAGCUUUAUAUACAAAUCUUCAGCUCUUUAAAGAAGUAUUCAAAAGAUGAAGAGGGUUUGGCUUUACUUGAGGAAGGUCUAAAGAAGUUUCAGACUAGUAGAAAGCUGUGGGUAACUUAUUUGACUUGUUUAUAUGAGAGUGACAACCAAAGAAAGGCUAGGGAUGAAAUAAUCCAAAAGUCCUUGAAAAGCGUCUCCAAGCAUAAGGUAGUGCGUCUUAUUACAGAUAUUGGUAGGUUGGAAUUUGAGUAUGGUAAUAUUAACAGAGGGAGGACCAUAUUUGAGAAUUUAUUAGAGGAGAAUUCAAAAAGAAUGGAUUUAUGGUCUCAAUAUUUUGAUAUUUUAACCAAGAUAUGUAUAAAAAGCAGCUCAAAAUCUCAAUCUUCAAUAGAUGAUCAUAUAGAGAUGGUCAGGUCUAUUUUUAACUCAUGCUUAGAAAAGAACUUUAAACCAAGAAGUAUGAAAAUGAUUUUUACUAGAUGGUUAUCUUUUGAGAAACAGUUCGGAUCUUCACAAAGCCAGAAACAUGUUCAAGAUCUUGCAAUUAGCUACGUAAACAAGGUUGAAUCCAGCCUUUAA
Molecule: messenger RNA, 6054 nt
Organism: Cryptosporidium ubiquitum
Lineage: Eukaryota; Apicomplexa; Conoidasida; Eucoccidiorida; Cryptosporidiidae
Product: RRP5 like protein
Exons: 1
Coding region: 1-6054 (2017 amino acids)
Biological process (GO): rRNA processing
Cellular component (GO): nucleolus; small-subunit processome
Molecular function (GO): RNA binding; protein binding
Source: RefSeq, a predicted model, not a curated record